AUGGAGUCAAUCGUGCUCUCGGACAGCUCGGACGACGGGCUGGACACUCGGAACCCCCCGGCGUCGGCGCGUACGUCGACCCGCUUGGCAACGGCGGCAGCGGCGGCAGCAGCGGCAGCAGCGUCGGGAUUCGUCGUGGAAAUCAGGCCGCGGCCGCGAUAUGUUGCCGGAUGCGGGCCUGCCCUGCAACCCUUGCGUCUUCUCCCUCCGGCAGUGUCGACGGCCUACAUCAUUGAACGCCUUCUGCUGCCCUCUCCCGGCCUGGCUGUCGACGGCAAGCCGUUGCCGGAGCGCAUGACCUACUUGGUGGGCUGGAAGGACCUCCCCGCCGCCAGCUUGCUGGUUCCGGCGAUGCAGAUACUCGAUUACGUGUCGCCGAGGACCCUGGAAGAAUGGGAGUUCGCCUUCGAAGCAGAGCUGGAGGAAGAGCGGACAAGAAUCGCCGAUGCCGACGUGAACGGCGCGUCUGACCUGGGGUGGAAGAGCAAUUUCACUGACCGGCCGCCCCCGACCAACGCAAGUAGCGAGUCAUCGACGGCCGCUGUGGUCUUUGAGGAGCCCGGCGUCGUUGGCCGUCCCGGCGGCGAAUCCCUGAGCUUAUCCACGCCGCGAAAGAGAAGACUGGCGGAGUUCGAGGACCUCUCCGACGACGAUUCGAGCGUCUCUGCUCAAAUCUCAUCCCAGCUCCAUGGCCACGACGGGCAGCAAGGGUAUUUUGAUGAAUCCGACGCCCCGCCCGGCAGCAUCAUGGUUGACCGCCGACGUCUUCUCAACAUUAUGGAGGAAAGCAACGGGGCUUCAGCGGGCACCCUCUGCAGGGUCAUCACGCCGGUGCCAUAUCCUUCCUACGUAACCGGACUUUUGGACAAGAGGGGCGCUUCAUCAUCCACCCUGCCCGUCCCGCUGGCUGCCAAACCAAGCAUGGGCCACGGCCUCGACGUCUCGCUGGCCGCGUACCAGCAGCGCUCUAUGCGGGGAGCGCCCUUUCCCAGCGCCGAGCCAGGCGUCGGCAACUACGCCAAUCCGUCAUCAAGCUCCGGGAACACAAGCGCCUCGGCGACCCCAGACCCCGGCUUGGCGCACCUGUCGGGCCAACAAGGCCAAUACCCGCCCCCGGCGAAGGAGGUUGACGACAAACAACCAGACUGGGAGGUGGAAGGGCUGGAGAGCAUGGCCUUGUACGAUGUGGAAGGCCGCGGCAUCGUGCGCUACUUUCUGGUUCGCUGGGCUGGCGAGUGGCCGCCGGACCAGAACCCGACCUGGGAGCCGGAAGAACACAUUCCUCCCGACCUGGUGCGCAGGUUUCUAAAGCUGACCAAGAAGCAAAGGUCCAGGCUGGCGUCCAAGCGGCGCUCAAUGCAGCCGGCGGCGGUGAAGAAGGAAAGGACGGCGAGGAGACGGUAUACUUCCGUGAGCGAUGCCUUCAAAGGCGACUGGAAAGAAGAGACGGCCGAAACCGACGGCGCAAGGGAACGCGGUGCAUUCGAGCAUAGUCACGAGCUGGACGACGAGGUUUUUGUCGUGGGGCACUGA
Ustilaginoidea virens is the source of this 1533-nucleotide messenger RNA. RefSeq lists its product as uncharacterized. The transcript has a single exon. Bases 1 to 1533 code for a protein of 510 amino acids. The record is from RefSeq and is a predicted model, not a curated record. NCBI's taxonomy places the organism in Eukaryota, Fungi, Ascomycota, Sordariomycetes, Hypocreales, Clavicipitaceae.